AUGAUUAAGCAGCAUCACGUUAAAGUCGUCUGCGUACCCAACAGCAGGCUGCUGCGGCAGCAGCUGUACCAUCAGCUCAUUCAGUUUGCGAGUGGAAGCCCGAUAAGCUAUGCGAUAUUCUUACUCUUAAUCACGUAUAUUCAAAUCACCCGAGCAGCACAGGCAUUAUGGCCAAACCUAUCGACAGAGAAGUGUUCUAGCAGUGGGAACUUGAAGUACAUCUCAGGAAACGCCUUAACGGACAGUUCUAAUUGUAUAGGACCUAAUAACGCCCCAUACCCAAGUAAUGUAGUUUCUCGGACGUUCUCCAGCUGGAGCCCCAGUGGAUCUUCGCGGCGGGGCCGCAUGAGUCAACCACCGACAGUGGAUCCAAAGAUGAUGCAGCGAAUGUUGCUGCAAGUGUACGGUGAUACCAAUGAAGUGCAACAGCAAGAAGAUGUUCGCUCCCGAUACAGUCGCUCGUUAGACAGCACACCGCAAUGUCGCAGUGAUACACCGUCCCGGCUGUGCAAAACACGCUAUAACACCACCGCUCCGAUGUAUGGCGUAAGCCUCACUUCCGGGCAGCCCGUAACGAUCGUGCAAAAAUUUCCCGAUCUUCUGCAGCAGGUCGUCUUCGAAGUAUGCGAAUCGUCCGAAUGCGACGUGGUCCGGGGUGAAUGUACUCAAACGUACGUUCCGUAUCUCUUCCUGGUAAUUCCGCUGGGUCCGGUGACACUUACUGGACAGGACUACGUUCUGGUGGAGAGUGGCUGUGUGUGCAAGCCAAAGUACGCCACCGAAAAACCACGUGAAUCAGGCGGAAACUUCAUACCGUGAAUGUCGAAAUAGUAAGCGAUGGUCAACCAACAGAAGAAUGAGAUUUGAUUCAGAGUGUUUAAACUGAGGAAACUAACUUACUCCGAGUGUACAUUGUAGUGAUGUUAUUUUUAUGAUGCGGUUUGCUAAAACCGUUGCUAUUUGCGGCGCGUGUUGUUCUCUCAGCAGAGAAAUUGCAAACAAGUUAAUAAAAAAAAUAGACAACGGUUCGAUCAUCUUAGCGAUCUGGAGCCGAUAGUGCAAAUACGAAUCGAAUAGGAAGAAUGAAACAAAAUGGCUCUGAUGCCUGUAGUAUUAGAACAUAUUUAAUUUACUGAAAGAAUACUGUUAAUUAGGGUCCACAGUCUGGACGCAAGAGUAACUGUUUUUCUGUAAAUAUUUUUUUUUCUUUUCGUCCUAGUAUUAACCAUAUUAAUGUGCAUUUGAACUACCGAGCAAAGGAAUAUUUAAACAUGCUAUUUACAUCUUUACAUAUUCAGAGCUAGUUCGUGUUUUAAGAAGUAGAAAGAAUCCAGCUAUGUUCACUAUCUAUUUUUAUAUUUGCGAAA
Topomyia yanbarensis is the source of this 1367-nucleotide messenger RNA. RefSeq lists its product as uncharacterized. The record is from RefSeq and is a predicted model, not a curated record. Lineage: Eukaryota; Metazoa; Arthropoda; Insecta; Diptera; Culicidae. Bases 1 to 819 code for a protein of 272 amino acids. The transcript has 4 exons.